GUAGCAGCGAAUCAGAGCAGGAGACACUGCAAAGCUCAGCCCGUCACCUCCCAUCCGCCGAGCUGUCAGUUGCAGCGCACAUGAACAUCAACGCUGCGGGAGUGGACCAAACGUUGAUAUUCUUGUAACGUCGAAAUAUUUGCUCCUCAAUGUUUUCAUUUAAACCGGGCAAGGACAUCGCAGGAUACACGCCCUGUCAUCUCUGUGGACUAAGUACAAACGCGUAGGAGGAGGGCUGAGCCGCUCGCUAGUCACCGAGCAGCUGGCUAAUGGCAAUAGUUAGCUUGCAGGCUACUGCUUGAUAGCUGGUGAACGGAGUCCGCUUCUGCUUCUCGCCGUCAUUUGGUUAGAGAAGGUCGGGGAGGCUCAUGUUAGCUGGUAGUUCUAAGCGUCUAGCUACCCUUCAGCAUCUCUAAUGUGCUAUUUUUUUAAUAUUUAAAAAAACAAGCUCGUGUUCUCUGGGUCAUUUGCCACGGGGGCUUAACAAUUGUUCAUCCUCCGUACGUUUACUGUUUUUACGAAAUUUAGCUUUGAUGUUUGCUAGCUAACAAGCUAUUCUCGGCUAUGCUAACGCUACCUGGGUGAGACUUUACGUCGCAGGAGGUGCGGAGAGCUCCAGUCGAGAGUCAAGGAAGGAAGAGUGGUGACUUAUGAUGUGGGCAGGCGGAGAAGCGUAUGACGGUUAAGUGAAGAAGAGCAAGCAGUAUUAGGCUAAACGCUUCGUAUUUCCUCACGUUAGUCUCUUUCGAGCUAGGGCCACAGCGACAGUCGAGCUCUGUGAGACUUUAGAUGAAGAAAAGAAUUGGGGCACCUUGGUUUGCUGGGCUGGCUAAAUGAAUAGUACUGACAUUGCUGAACCGUGAGCUGGUGGCCGCUGUGCCAGCUUCAAGGGAAGAUACGCUGUCGGGAUUAUCGCACAGUCUGCAAUAAACCAGCCAGUUUUCUUAAAGAUGGCUUCGGCGAGCAGCAUUGCCGCAUCCAUUGCGAGCAAAACCAAGACCAAGAAAAAACACUUCGUUGCCCAAAAAGUGAAGCUCUUCCGUGCCAGCGACCCUCUGCUCAGCGUGCUCAUGUGGGGAGUCAACCACUCGAUAAACGAGUUAAGCCAUGUCCAGAUUCCCAUCAUGCUCAUGCCAGAUGACUUCAAGGCCUAUUCUAAGAUUAAAGUGGACAACCACCUGUUCAACAAGGAGAACAUGCCUAGCCAUUUCAAGUUCAAAGAGUACUGCCCUCUGGUGUUUCGAAACCUCAGGGAGAGGUUUGGCAUCGAUGAUCAGGACUUUUUGAACUCUCUGACACGCAGUGCUCCCUUAAACAGUGAGGCCCAGGGACGCAGCGGGGCCCGCUUCCAUACCUCUUACGACAAACGAUACGUCAUCAAGACCAUCAGCAGCGAGGAUGUGGCCGAGAUGCACAACAUUCUAAAGAAAUACCAUCAGUUUAUUGUUGAGUGCCAUGGCAACACGCUGCUUCCUCAGUUUCUGGGGAUGUACCGGCUCACAGUGGAUGGGGAUGAGACUUACAUGAUUGUUACUCGCAAUGUCUUCUCUCACCGCCUUUCUGUCUACAAGAAAUAUGAUCUCAAGGGGUCCACUGUGGCAAGAGAGGCGAGCGACAAGGAGAAGGCUAAAGAGCUGCCCACCUACAAGGACAAUGACUUCAUCAACGAUGGGCAGAAGAUCUACAUUAACGAAGAGAACAAGAAAAUGUUCCUGGAGAAGCUUAGGAAAGAUGUGGAGUUCCUGGCCCAACUGAAGCUCAUGGACUACAGUCUGCUGGUAGGGAUCCACGAUGUCGAGCGAGCCGAGCAAGAGGAAGUGGAAAGCGAGGAAAACGAAGCCGAGGAGGAGGGUGAGAGUGACGGAGGAGGCAUUGGGACCCCCCCUGACAGUCCCAGCAACACCCUGGAUAGUACCAAGCCACUGUCACCUGGAGAGUUCGACCCCACCAUCGACGUCUAUGCCAUUAAAAGCAAUGAAAGUGCUCCCAGGAAGGAGGUUUAUUUCAUGGCUAUCAUAGACAUCCUGCAGCAUUACGAUGCCAAGAAGAAAGCUGCGCAUGCCGCCAAGACUGUCAAACACGGGGCCGGAGCAGAAAUCUCCACGGUGAACCCAGAGCAGUACUCGAAGAGGUUUUACGAUUUCAUCACCACUAUCCUGUCAUAGCCUCCAUGAGUGACGGGGGCAAAGAGGCACAUGGGAAAGGGGAGGGCAACUGGGGAGUUGGGGUGGAGUAGAGAAAGUGAUGGAGAGGAAAAGCAUCCAGAGGCCGAAUUAAUAAGGUGCUGUGAUGGCUUUGUGUCACUCUUCCUCAUCCGUUCUCCUCACCUCUGUUUGUUUCCCUCUUUCUCUGUCUCUCUUUUCUGUGGGGUGCCACCUGCUGCAGCUAAAAAGAAAAAAAAAAACAUUGUUCGUUUACAUUCAUCCUCUGUUGAGUUCUGUUUUUGUGUUACUUUGGAUGAUAAAGGCGUUAAAAGGAAGUGUCCAAGUCAUUACAUUUUUUCUUGUUUGUUUUUGUUUACGGUUGUUUAUUUGGGAAUAUGGCUUCUUUUUUUUUAAUUGCCUCUAACACAUCAUCCAACUCCCUACAUUUGUUUUUUUUUUUUAUUUCAAUUUCCCUAUUUGUUUUUUCCUUAUGAUGUUGAGGGGAAAGGGAAGGGUCUGAUGUGGUUAGUGUGACAACAAGUGGAGGUUCCUCUCAGAGGUGUGAGCGGGGAUAUAACGAGGAAGUUUACGUUGAGCCUCGUCUAAUGCAAUUGCUUCGUAUAAGGAAGUAGGAAGCAGUCUUCCAGCAGGCCAACAGCCAGACCCACUCCCGAAUGCUGAACAUGUACUCGGCCAUAUAAAUCUUCCCAUUUAAAUUCCUUCUCCAGCAUUCCCCCUUUCCCCUCUCGUUCCUGUGGUUUUAUUGAAUUGAGCUUCUGGGUUAUUCUCUGGCCACAGAUGACUAAACCUCAUGUAAAUUAACGCUUGCUUCCAGCUCCAGCACUAGCUGCACCUCUGUGUCUGUCAGCACUUUGCUAUCUUUCUGAUUAAGGACUAUUAAUGGAGGAACAUGGAUCAUAAGAUAAGAAGAGGAGCUUCUGUUUGCUGUCCACUUUUCAGUGUGUUCGAUAUAGUUAGCAAGUCACGCUUUCUGUUCCAUGGCAGCAGAGAAUUGCCCAGAAGCCAUGUGUGGCUGUUGCUGCUUAAGAGCAAAUCAACUCCGUGUUAUGGCGUCUUUGUACAGGGUGUCAGAUUGAAACAUGAACAGCCCUCAACUUUCUGUUGCCAUCAGCACCUUAUGAGUCAAAUCAUAAAACGUUGCACUUUUAUUUGUUGUAAGAGGUUGUCAGUCUGUUACACGCGCAGCAACAACAACAAAAAAACAAAAAGGAACUCGACUUGUUUAGAUUUUAAUCUUAGAAGGUUGGAUUCAAAUCCCAUCUCCUCCAUUUGUCACCUGUGGGCUCUUCUUACAGGGAUUGGUUGGGAAACGAUUCAAUGCAAUAUUAGGUAAAGUGGGCGAGUUCUCUUAAUCCAGCCUUUCUGACCCUAUAAGAAGAGCCCACAGGUGCUGCAUUGGUGGGAUUUUUGAUACCAGGCGGUAGUUGUGGUAGUGUGAUUGUGUUCAGGGCAAACACAAGACAGUUUACCUCCAGCAUCGUACCAGCACACACCCAGUGGCGGCAGAUGGAGUGUGUGUGUCAGUGUUCAAAGGUCGUAAAGGGGGAGAUGAAAGGGGAGGAGGGAAUAGUAGAUGUAAAGAUACGUGUUGUUAAGUCAUUAACACCAACAGCAUCGUUCUCUAACCUCGGCUGUGAGUCUGUUAUUCAUCGUUGUCAUUAUUAUGUCAUUGUUGUUGACUGUUUUGUUUGUUUGUUUUUUUUAUGGUGGAUUUCGUGUAUUUGAAUUUGGUGGAUUUAUGAAUUGACGUGCUAAUAUUUGUUUUGUUUCUGAGUUUGUGUUUUUUUUCUUUGUAUAUUUUGCACAAGAGGAAAGGAACCAAAUGUUACGAAUACCCAAUUAGCUGAAACGGUCUUAACAAGGGAAAUGCAAUAUUUACAUGUAUGUAAGUGAGAAAAGCUGUUUUUGCGCGUGACGUCGUCUAACACUUCUGGAUAACCAACUAAAACAAGUAAACUCGUCCUUCUUGGCUGUUAUAACCCAUGCAAAAACGCUUCCAUCACAACAUGUUUGUUUAGAUAUCGUAGAUUAUAUUCACAGUUAUUUUUUUACAUUGGAUUUUAGUCCUGAAAAAUGGUUGUAUUUAAAAGGAAAAUUUAAAAAAAAAAGAGUCACCCUUCAGAUUGAAUGAUGGUGCUGUGGUAAAUGAAGAAUGAUACUGCUUGAAUUUUUACAAUUUAUAGAUGUAAGAAAAAAAAGUUAAAACUCAAAUAUGCAUGUCACAGGACUACGUUUCCUUUCCCCUUCCUUGUCUGUGGUGUUGGCUGUUCUAUUCUCUUUGUGUGUGCUCCCCCUCCCUCCACUUUUACCACAUUCGUGAGAUGUCCAGCAUAAAAAAAAAAAAGCCCCUGCCAUGCUUUAAAUAACUGUUUUGUUUUUUUCAUUGUAUACACUGUGCAAGAUGUGUGCCUUUAUACUCCAAAUUAUUUAAUUUUAUAUUUUGUAAUUUUUUUUAAACAACAGUAAAAUGUUAUUUUAAUAUUAGGGUGUUUACUUUGACGUUUUGUUUUCGACUUUUAUUUCCGACCUUUCACAACAUCUCCAUUUAGAUUUGUAACCGUUCAAUAAUUCAAUUAAGUAAAACCAAUAAUUGUUUUUUAACCUACGUUUAAAAAGGAAAAAAAAAAAGUAAGGAGGAAAAAAGCAAGCAUCUGUGUAAUGUUUGAACACAGUGCAUUGGUUUUGGUUGUGUAAAUUUACAUUCCCAGGCGUCCUUUUCCUUCUCCUCAAACUGGAGAUGCUGUUUGUGUCUGUUGUUGGUUCAUGCUGGUUCUGCCUUUAUAAUUAAAAAAAUUAAAAUAGGAAGGAAUAAAGUGUGCGUGUGUGGAAGUGCAUUGUGGAGUGUGUUUUUUGUUUUGUUUUUUCUGGGGUUUUUUGUAUAUUUACCCACCAGUCACAGAUGCAUUUCCAGAUGUGAUUUUUUUUUUUUUUUUUUUUUUUAUUCCACUUCAAUGUAUUCAUUAGUGAAACCAGCUUCUGUUCUUUCUGUGUAACUCACCUGCUUUUUGUCAGGGAGGUUAUCAGCUGAUAGUUCAUCCCGUGUCAGUGAUUAGUGAAUAUUCUUUUUGUGUUGUUUCACUGUAAAUGGGCUGUUUUGUUUCUGUUGUUGCGUAGCUCCUACUGUACAUAGGACGUGUCGGAAAAGAAAAUGUGGAAACGAGGGAGCUGAUUGGGCCCCAGAGAUCUCCUUGUGUAAGUGUAGGAAGCAGGGCGCUGAAUUGUGAGGAGGGUUUUUGUUUCGCUUUGGAAAGGAAACGGUGAACUUUACCAGAUACAAAUUAAAAACAGUAACACCCAUGUCCUGCAACUGUCCCGUGAAAUGAAUAGUCCCUGCUUUUGUGACUUCUUUUGUGAAUGAACUCCUCCUCCCAGUAUCCGCCACCCACCCGUCGACCUGCUGCUACCGUUAACUUGCCAAAAGCAUCUUCCAGCAAUCAGAACUACCCCACAUGAGCUUGAAGAACAUUGUGUGUUGUAUAAUGUGUUUGUCUAUUCGUUUCAACUUUUUUUGUUGUUGUUUUCCUUUUGUGGUAGAUGGAGUGAGGUGUGCAGCACUCAUAUGUGAACAUGUCCAAAGUUAUGGGAAACAGCCCAGCGUUCGUGAGGGUUUAUCAAGUUUUAAGGGAAUUAAAAAUGCAAAACCAGGAAAAAUCUGCAGAGGUGGGAUACCAGUUUUUGUUUUGUUUUUUGUUUUUUGAGCUUUGUGAACAAACGCAAACUUUUAAAACUCCUCGGAAACAGUCACGUCCAUUCAUUUAGUAUGCAGAUGUCAAGUCAAACAGCAGCCCACCCCUGCAGGGUGUGUUUUGGUUUCAUGACGGCAGCGAAUCCUUUCAGACUUGAGAAUUGGUUCAAGCGUUGCUGUGUGUGUAUGUGUGAGAGUGCGUGUUUGUUUUAUUGCUGUCUGACAUUGGUCAGUGAGAGUCCUCUUUCAGUGGCAGAGAGGCCAAAACUGUUGUAUGUUUAUUGUUAUUCACAUUUAAUGAUGACAAUGGUAAUAAUAACAAUAAUAAUAAUAAUACACUCCAUUCCAUAAGCGCACUCAAACAUAUUAAAGCACUGGUCCUGCUUAACUCA
Molecule: messenger RNA, 6242 nt
Organism: Oreochromis aureus
Lineage: Eukaryota; Metazoa; Chordata; Actinopteri; Cichliformes; Cichlidae
Gene: pip4k2aa
Product: phosphatidylinositol-5-phosphate 4-kinase, type II, alpha a
Exons: 10
Coding region: 951-2165 (404 amino acids)
Biological process (GO): phosphatidylinositol metabolic process
Molecular function (GO): phosphatidylinositol kinase activity
Source: RefSeq, a predicted model, not a curated record